UUUUUUUUCAGCUAUAACAGACUUGUUAACAAUACCAUAUCAUCAAGCAUGGUUAUAUUCAUUGGAAAUAUUGUCAGUAAUAUAUGUAUCUACCUCUAUCACUUCACUAUCAUGAAUAGCAUAAACUUUACUAUAAUUCGUGACUUGGACGUAGUUGCAAUGACACUUAUAGAGUUCUUUGGAGCAUUUUGUAUUCCUGCACAGUAUUGCAUAAAUCAAGUUGAAGAAAUAAGAAAUGCAGCGUAUUUUUCGAAGUGGUACGAGUAUCCUCAGUAUGGUCGCCAUAUUUUGAUGAUCAUUACAAGAGAUCAAUUGGGUACUACCAUGAAUGCUGGAGGAUUCAUCAGAGUUAACUUAGAGACUGCUGUAAAUGUCAUGAAGCUUGCUGGGUCGUAUUACAUGUUUCUCAAAAAUUUUACCGAAGACUGAAGAAACAGUUUUUUCUAGAUGAUGAAUGCAAGCCACUUAACUGUCACAUGCUAUGGAAUUGGAAGAAAUUAAAGCACAAGAUUUAGUUAC
Acanthoscelides obtectus is the source of this 519-nucleotide messenger RNA. NCBI's taxonomy places the organism in Eukaryota, Metazoa, Arthropoda, Insecta, Coleoptera, Chrysomelidae. The record is from the annotation of a GenBank genome assembly.